Scatophagus argus is the source of this 528-nucleotide messenger RNA. RefSeq names its product ribosomal protein L27 (gene rpl27). Gene Ontology annotation, biological process: translation. NCBI's taxonomy places the organism in Eukaryota, Metazoa, Chordata, Actinopteri, Scatophagidae. The record is from RefSeq and is a predicted model, not a curated record. The transcript is spliced from 5 exons. Bases 81 to 491 code for a protein of 136 amino acids. Gene Ontology annotation, molecular function: structural constituent of ribosome. Gene Ontology annotation, cellular component: cytosolic large ribosomal subunit; ribosome.
GGUUGGUCGGUAGGGUCAAAGUUGACAAAAACCUUCUCGACUUCCUUUCUCGAUAGCGGCGGCCGUAGAACAGCAUCAAAAUGGGCAAGUUUAUGAAGCCUGGGAAGGUGGUGAUGGUCCUAGCUGGACGCUACGCCGGGCGCAAAGCUGUCAUCGUGAAGAACAUUGAUGACGGCACAGCCGACCGUCCUUACAGCCACGCUCUGGUCGCAGGCAUCGACCGCUACCCCCGUAAGGUGACCACCACCAUGGGCAAAAAGAAGAUUGCCAAGAGGUCUAAGAUCAAGGCCUUCGUCAAGGUGUUCAACUACAACCACCUCAUGCCCACCAGAUACUCUGUGGAUAUUCCUCUGGACAAAACUGUUGUCAACAAGGACGUCUUCAGGGAUCCUGCUCUCAAGCGCAAAGCCAGGCGGGAGGCCAAGGUCAAGUUUGAGGAGAGGUACAAGACGGGCAAGAACAAGUGGUUCUUCCAGAAGCUCAGAUUCUAACUUCACCCCGUUUCACAAAUAAAUGUUUAAAAAUGGA